AUGGAGAUGAGCACCGAACCUUCGCCCGUGGUCGCCGCGGCCGCGUCUGUCCCCGCCGACCACGUCCCCCUCCUCGCGGGCGUCCGCCUUUUUAUGUUCGGCGCCCGGGACCAGCUCAACUCAUACGAUCUGCGCCACCUCUCCGAGGUCCCGGACGGCGAUCGGCCCCCGGCGCCGGCUGACCUGACGAACAUCGCGAAUUUCUUCCGGGAGUCACCGUCAUCCAACGGCGGUCUGGACGCCGUCGCUCUAGGUCUCUGCGGCUGCGAGGUCGACAAACCCGUCGUCUUUGCGCUACAGACGCUCACAGUCGUCGGGACGGACACGGUGCGGAUUUCGAAGACCGCCGUGGACAUGACCCUCAUGCCGCACCUCCCUCUGCAGUCGCUGCUCGAUCAUUUUGCGGCGCAGGUGCCCCGCUUCGCCCGGCAAUUACUACCGGGCGCACGCUACGUCGCCUGCGAAAAGGUGGACUCCUCGCGCACGGGAUAUCUAUGGGACCCCGACUCCCAGCGACACCUCCCCUUCGAGAUCUGGCAACCCGGCCCCGGCUACGCGAGCGUCCUUCCCUCCAACGCCACGGGCGUCGCGUUUCUGCGCGCCGAACUGAACGCUCCGGGCGCCGCGGCGACGGCGUAG
Pelagomonas calceolata is the source of this 639-nucleotide messenger RNA. The record is from the annotation of a GenBank genome assembly. NCBI's taxonomy places the organism in Eukaryota, Pelagophyceae, Pelagomonadales, Pelagomonadaceae.